AUGGGCAUUGCUGCACUCAGUGAGGCCCGGUUCUCCAAUCAAGGCCAACUGGAGGAGGCGGACGCUGGCUGCAUCUUUUUCUGGAGCGGUCGCCCCGGAGUAGAGCGACUGGACGCGGGGGUCGCAUUUGCCAUCGGGAAUGACAUUGUUGGACGACUGUUCUGUCUGCCGCAGGGUAUUAGCGAUCGCCUGAUGAGCCUCCUUCUGUCUCUCCGGGAAGGCAAAUUUGCCACCAUCGCCUGCGUUUAUGUCGCCCCGAUGACCAGCUCUGACGCUGCAAGGACAAAUUCUACGAGGACCUGCACACCCUCCUGA
This is a messenger RNA of Spirometra erinaceieuropaei, 315 nucleotides long. NCBI's taxonomy places the organism in Eukaryota, Metazoa, Platyhelminthes, Cestoda, Diphyllobothriidea, Diphyllobothriidae. The record is from the annotation of a GenBank genome assembly.